UCAAAGUGCAAAAUUAUUUAGAUUUGUUUCGGUAAGAAAAACUCUCCUCUUCUAGUUCUUAUAAAUCUUUCGGUGAUUCCUUUGAGUUUUCCUUUCAGCUUUGAAUAAGAUGUCUGUCGGGUCAAGUUUCCUUAUUUAACUUAAUUCAAUUCCGUGGUUUUGUAAAAAAAAACAAAGCACGUUUUUCCGUUUAGAUGAAAAUGAAAGUUCAUUUUCAAGUUUUCAAGCAUUUGUUUGCUUUGCUAACGAUUUUGAUCCAGAUCGGUGAAGGGAUCAUGGUAAAACACAAUAAUUACGAAGAUUCUUGGUUAACAAAAUUAAUAAAAGAUUUGCCAGUACAAAAGCAGAUAAGAUGGAGGCAAACGGAGAAGUGCAAAUGCGGACUCACUCACAAAACAAACCACAGCGAGCGAAUUGUCGGAGGUUUUGUGAGUAAAAACGGUGCUUGGCCAUGGAUGGGAGCUAUCGUAUACAUGAGAGAUUCCACCCCAAAAAUUGUGUGUGGAACAUCAAUAAUAAAUCGCCGUUAUUUGAUAAGUGCGGCCCACUGUGGAGAGUACCUCAAAACGCAGGGAAUGGACAAAUUUCAAGUCUUUUUGGGAACAAAUGACUUAAAUGAUAAGGAUGCCGUCGUUCCGGAAUUAGAGGCCAUCAUUAUGCAUCCAAAAUAUGACACGAAAACGAAAGUAUACGACGUUGCUCUCCUAAAAUUGAAAACUCCACUGAAAUAUUCGGCCAGAGUUUCUCCUAUUUGCAUUUCCCCACAGUCAGGAGCACCGUAUAAGGACAAGGAAGCCAUCGUCGUUGGAUGGGGCUCGCUAAUGUUUGGUGGGGUUGCAACAACAAUGCAAAUGCAGACAAUGGUAAACGUAACCUCGAACAAAAUUUGUGCUGAGAAAUAUUUAAAGUCCGAAGAACCUGUGCAGAUAACUCCCAUGAUGAUGUGUGCCUCGGCUCCAGGCUCAGACUCCUGUCAAGGGGACUCUGGUUCUCCAUUGUUUCUGAAAAGGAAGGGAAAAUCAUCAGCCAUUUUUGAACAAAUUGGUAUUGUUUCAUUUGGCUCUGGCUGUGCAGACCAGAGAUAUCCAGGAGUUUAUGUUCGCUUGGGCAAAGUACUGAGCUGGAUAAGAACAGUGACUAACGAUGCCGUGUAUUGUAACAUGAAGUGAAAUAAUAUGUUUAUGAAAUUAACUGGCUGCAUUUAUAUUUGCAUUCACUAGACAAUUCAUUAUUUAACAUUUUUUUCAAAUUCGUGUUCGAUAAAACUGUUGAGAAAAAUUAAUUUUUAGUCGUUCAUUAUACAUAAAACCGACGAAAUUAAACAAGUUAAUUAGCCAGCCAUUCUUUAGUCAUGGUUCCCCCAAAAUUGCUAAAAACUUAUCCCCACAUGGCAGGUAUAUAUUCUACCAAUGUACUGGUACAUAUAUUAAAAGUUUCAGUACGAGUAGUUGGGUGCAUAUGUUGUACAUAAUUUGUAGCCCCAUACGCACAACUUAACAAGUUCAAUAGCAUCGUUAAUAGUUAUUAUCAUUCACAUGUGAUAUCCACUUAUCCUCCGAUUUUACCCACGAAUUCUCAGAACAGAACUACACACAAGUGUAUACAUAUCUAUACGUUCCCCUUCUCACUUUCACUAGAAUCUUCCUUAUCCUUAGUUUUACAAUCUAAUCAACAUUGGAUAAUAUGAAAAUUCAUGUUAAACCUAAUGGUGAUGUGAAUCCGGAUGCAUAUUACUUUGAUUAAACAUAAUUUUAUGUCCGUAAUAUUCACAAAACCAUUCAAAAUAGCAAUCAUCACUGAUUAUUUGAGAAAGUUUUCAUAUGUUGUGUGUCUCAUUCGUGAAAACAACUGGAUAACAUUAAGAGUUACACUUUUUUUAACAUUUGUUCACACUACACGUAGAAUUAUCUUAACUAUGCAAGUAAACUAAUUUAAUUUAAACUUAGCAAAAGAUUACGCGUAUCCUGAGGGUACUAUAAAUUAUUAGUAGGUAUAAAUUAUAAUAACAAAGUAUUUCUUCGCGUGAGAAAUUUUCCUAAAUUAAAAAAACUAAGUAUUCGUAAUACUCUACAAAUUUACAAAGUGAUUAGUGCUUGCAUGAAAUGUAAUUCUCGGAUGCGUGCAAGUACAAAAUGUGUACAUAUGCACGAUUUCAAUUCAUUCUCACAGCAUACAUAUGAUGAGCACUGAAGUUUUCAGAUAGUGAAAUCCAUUGGAAAGUAAACGUUGGUUUGCCUCCAAUUUGCAAACUGUCUUGACUUUUAUUCAAUUAGUUACUCGCUCCAUAGUGAAAAGGGAAUUAAGUAGCCAACAAAACAAUAGCGGGAUUAAGCUUGUGUAGGUGUUACGCGUUAAAUUACGAAUUAUAAUUAAUUUGUUCAACGGCAUUUUAUAAUGAUGUUUAAAAUACUUAGUUGUUGAGACGAUAGAGAUGAGAGGAAAGAAGCAGCAGGGUUCAAAAGACUGGCCCAGAUCGAGGUCAUAAUGUCAUUUCUUGCUUCAGUAAUUACGCAUAUCAUACACAAAAUCUCAACUCUGUGGUAAUCAUAACUUGCAACAAAAUGAAAGCAAAAGUAACGAGACAGCAGAUAACAUGAAAAUCAUAGGAAUUAUGUACAUGAAGGACUAUGUAGUUGGAUUCUUUUUCACUACAAGUAUCUAUGUAAUUAACAGUGAAGGUAUUCAUUCCGUAAACUGUCAAUUAUCACAGUGUAAAUAUGCACGUGGUUUAAACUUCAGAAAGGAUAACGUAUUUUUGUGUAAAAUAAAUCGAAUUUAUUGAUGAA
Messenger RNA from Folsomia candida, 2786 nucleotides. Its product is annotated as venom peptide isomerase heavy chain-like. Bases 195 to 1169 code for a protein of 324 amino acids. Gene Ontology annotation, biological process: proteolysis. The record is from RefSeq and is a predicted model, not a curated record. Gene Ontology annotation, molecular function: serine-type endopeptidase activity. NCBI's taxonomy places the organism in Eukaryota, Metazoa, Arthropoda, Collembola, Entomobryomorpha, Isotomidae. The transcript has 7 exons.